Messenger RNA from Sinocyclocheilus rhinocerous, 966 nucleotides. RefSeq names its product elongation of very long chain fatty acids protein 1-like. Gene Ontology annotation, molecular function: fatty acid elongase activity. Bases 28 to 738 code for a protein of 236 amino acids. Gene Ontology annotation, cellular component: endoplasmic reticulum membrane. Gene Ontology annotation, biological process: very long-chain fatty acid biosynthetic process; sphingolipid biosynthetic process; fatty acid elongation, saturated fatty acid. The record is from RefSeq and is a predicted model, not a curated record. The transcript has 5 exons. Lineage: Eukaryota; Metazoa; Chordata; Actinopteri; Cypriniformes; Cyprinidae.
UGGUCUUUACUUGACGUGUAGUUCUUCAUGUCGGGGUGGGCGACGGGAUACACGUGGAGAUGUGACCCAUGUGAUUAUUCAAACAGCCCUCAAGGACUCCGAAUGACAAGAGUUGCCUGGUUAUUCCUGUUUUCAAAGUUCAUUGAGCUUAUGGAUACGGUGUUCUUUGUGCUGCGUAAGAAACACAGUCAGAUCACCUUCCUGCACAUCAUCCACCAUUCCUUCAUGCCCUGGACGUGGUGGUGGGGCGUGAGCUACGCACCAGGUGGAAUGGGUUCCUUCCAUGCCAUGAUCAACUCCUGUGUCCAUGUGAUCAUGUACUUCUACUACGGCCUUUCUGCUGCAGGACCUCGCUUCCAGAAGUUCCUCUGGUGGAAGAAAUAUAUGACUGCAAUUCAGCUGAUUCAGUUUGUGUUAGUGUCUCUUCACGUAACCCAGUGGUACUUCAUGGAGAGCUGCGACUACCAGGUGCCUCUGUUCAUCCACCUCAUCUGGAUGUAUGGGACCUUCUUCUUCGUGCUGUUCUCUAACUUCUGGUACCAGGCGUAUGUGAAGGGCAAGAGGCUACCGAAGAACACCCAACAGCGCACCCAGAGUGGCACGGCCAACGGAUCCACCGCAGUCGCCAAUGGCUCGUCGGUUUCAAACGGCCACGGAGUGCAUGAAAAUGGCCUGAGCAACGGGAAGAAACACCACGAGAAUGGAAGCACUCUCAACGGCAAGAUGAAGAAAGCCUGAGAGCUCAGGAAGAGAAGACCCAAAACGGAUGACCAGGAGAACCUUCACGAAGCACUAUGGAGUCCAAAGAAUGUUUUGGGACUUUUCGUUUUCAAAUCUUGUUUUUUUUUUUUUUUUUAUAUGUACAUUGCAUAAGUACAUGGGGAUAUGAAUGCAUUUGAACCCCGUUUGUAUAUAUAUUUUUUUGUCAAAAAUUAAUCUAAAGAAUACUUAUUGAGCACAAUGUAU